Molecule: messenger RNA, 1457 nt
Organism: Zea mays
Lineage: Eukaryota; Viridiplantae; Streptophyta; Magnoliopsida; Poales; Poaceae
Product: ras-related protein RABE1e-like
Exons: 8
Coding region: 499-1155 (218 amino acids)
Molecular function (GO): GTP binding; GTPase activity
Source: RefSeq, a predicted model, not a curated record
CUUUUUUUUCCAAGUAGUUUUGACCAUCUGUAAGUCGAAGGCGAAGGCGACGCCCAUUCCGUUAGUAAGUCGAAGGCGACGCCCAUUCCGUUCCGCUGUACGCCGCCGCCGCCAGGUCCAAUCCAACCAACCAACCUGACAACGCAGCGUUCCACUGGCCGAUGCGAUGGCGAUGCCACGACCGCGCGGCGGCAAGAGUACAAAAAUACUCCCGUCCUGGUACAGUACACCUCCAGCUUUUCGUUCCCGUCCUCGUUGUUAUUCCGUUUUCCCCCCUUCCCUCUCUCGUCGCGUACAGCUGGACGCCUCCUCCCUUCCUUUCUUCUCGCUGUUGCUGUUGGCUGUUGGCCUGUUGCCUGCCUCGCCUCCGUCCCCUCGUCGCCUCCACCUCCACCUCCUCGGUCACAGAGAGAGAGAGAGAGAGAGAGAGAGAGAGAGAGAGGGGGAGGGAGAGAGGGAACCCGGAGACCGCCACCAAGUGUGAGGCAGAGGAGGAGCAUGGCGGCGCCGCCGUCGAGGUCCCGGGGCGACUACGACCACCUGAUUAAGCUCCUGCUCAUCGGCGACAGCGGAGUUGGAAAGAGUUGCUUGCUGCUGCGCUUCUCUGAUGACACAUUCACAACAAGCUUCAUCACCACCAUUGGCAUUGAUUUCAAGGUUAGGACGGUUGAGCUUGAUGGAAAGCGUGUAAAGUUACAAAUUUGGGACACUGCUGGUCAAGAACGUUUCCGAACAAUUACUACUGCCUACUACAGAGGAGCCAUGGGCAUUCUGCUUGUAUACGAUGUCACGGACGAGUCAUCCUUCAACAACAUUAGAAACUGGAUCCGCAACAUAGAGCAGCACGCGUCUGACAACGUGAACAAGAUUCUGGUGGGCAACAAGGUCGACAUGGACGCGAAGCGGGUGGUGUCCAUGGCUCAAGGCCAGAAGCUUGCAGACGAGUACGGGAUCAAGUUUUUCGAGACGAGCGCGAAAACAAACCAGAAUGUGGAGCAGGUCUUCUUCGCCAUGGCGAGGGACGUGAAGCGAAGGCUCACCGAGACCGUUGCCGCCGCGGCCGAGCCUCCGGCUAUCCAGAUCAGCAGGCCGGACUCGGGCCAGGCCGGCGCAGCCUCGUCGACGAGGUGGUCAUCGUCCUGCUGUAGCACCUGAUCUGCCGCCGUGUGUGUGGCUGGCUCUGGCUGCUAUAGGUUACUGCUUACCGCGUGGUGUGUGUGUGUGUUUACUUCCUCCGGUGCCAAGCCAAGAUUUAAAUUUCGCUCCAAAGAUUUGCCGGAGCAAACGUGUAGGCAGAUAGCUAGGCUGCUGUGCUGGGUUUGCUUGCUUCUGUCGUGUAAACAAAACCCUUGAGAGACGGUAGUGUCUGAUUGUGUCGGAACAUGACAUGCUUGUACAUUAUUAGUGCAUCGUAUAUCCAGCUGUUGCUCCCAUGUGCACUGCGCAGGGCACAAGUU